Molecule: messenger RNA, 1788 nt
Organism: Manduca sexta (tobacco hornworm)
Lineage: Eukaryota; Metazoa; Arthropoda; Insecta; Lepidoptera; Sphingidae
Exons: 1
Coding region: 410-883 (157 amino acids)
Source: RefSeq, a predicted model, not a curated record
UUAUAACGGAAAACUUUAGCCCGAAAAACUUUAACACGCGGGCGGAGCCGCGGGCAAAAGCUAGUGUUUAAUAAAAUCAAAGAGCAUACUUAUAAAAAUAUAAUAGAAUACUUUUAGUUCUACUUGGCCCUGGUUACUCACAAGGCCCCUACCCGGUAAGUGCUCUACUGGCAAUAUUUUCUUCUGCUAACUACGUCUGAUACAUUGAACACGCUCGAUAUAUUGAACUAGUAGAAAAUCACGUUAAUGCACCAUAACGACUGAAGUGCCAUUUAAAAAAAGAUCAUAAUUCCAUGUCCCUCAUUCCGAUUACAAGCGACGUACUUAUCUUUGUAUUGUGUUUGCACAAUGGCCGCAGGUGCGUUGUUGCACAAUUCAUUCGCAUUAGUGGUUUAGUCUCACCAGCAACAUGAUGUUGAUAGUCCUCCUCGCUUCGAUACUGGCGGUUGAAUCCAGAAUAUUCUGCGAAGUGAACAAAAUGCCUCUCGAAGUCGGCAUGUGGAAAAGCAAUCUCAGACACAUGGACUCCGCCGUCGUAGAGAACACGCCUGUCUCCAUCAGCGAAGGCCAGGUCUACGUCUACGAAAAUUACUUUCCAGGGUACAUCAUCAGAUACAUUCACGUGGACAACCUGGCGACCAGGUCUUGUGGAGCGAGCGCCACCAUCAGGGACGGCGGGAUAGGCUCACAAACAGUUUUGAUAGUUUUACACGCCGACACCAAUCAGGAGAUAAGGUCUAUAAUUGAUAUUUGGGGAGAGAAGAGACCUGGCAUGAAGAUGAAGGUCACCAGACAGCCGCUAGAUACUGAGGAAACAAAAAAUCUGACCUCGCUCUAUCUGUUCAAAGAUCUUAGGGCGGUGAACCAUAAUAAGGGAUUUUAGCUCCGAGGUGUGGAAUACUAUUUGAUAUCUAUGUUAGUGUACACAGCUUAAACGAUCAAUAUGUGAGAAUACAAGCUUUUAUACUUUUAUUAACCAAAUUCAUGUGAAAAAAAUAAAACAAUUGCAUACAAAAUGAGAGAUUUAUUUAAACGAUAAAAAUGUUUCCAUAUCGAUAACUUCAAUUUCCUUUCAAAUCUAUCACUUCGAGUAUCCCGUAUAAACUACAAAGAGCGACCACAACACAGCCAGCGUCGCUAGUAUUCAGAGGAGCAGCCUCAGCACCAACACAAGCUUUAUAUCCAGGCGAGCCUCGGCUUAAGGUAAACGACCAAUACGACUUGCCAUGCGACCGAUUGAGCAGCCUCGGGUGAGACAGAUUCUCACGCUUGCUGUUCAUAUGAAUACAGAGCUAUAGCUUUCACUUUGGCGGGCAUUACAUUUAUUAGUUUUAGAAGUGUAAGUUACGAAAAAAUAUAUAUUUACUAAAACUUCCCAACCAUAUAAGCGAAAAACGUUCAAUUUUCGCGACUUUUGUGAGAAAAAUUUACAAAUGUAAUACCCACCUUAAAUUGAGAACCAUUUACACAAUGCCAAUAUAAAAAAAAUUGAAAGAAUUGAUUGACAAUAUACCAUUUUAUGAUGUUUCUUGGAAAACUUUACUAUUUGUCUAAGAGACUGUUUUAUAUGUUCUAGUAAGUUUUAUCCGACAAUUAAUGCAUAUACUAUUUUGUUCACCAUUGAUUUGGGAGUUCGACUUUUGUAUUUAGGCGCACUAUAUUAUCCAUGACGAUAAGCGUUUACUCAAACAUUGUUAAAAUGGAGCCUUAGAUGAUAGUCUGACAUGUUUUUGUAUGUUCAAGUGUGUUUGGCUAAGUAAGCAGCCACAUAAAUGUUUUGGUAAAUUC